Molecule: messenger RNA, 399 nt
Organism: Lathyrus sativus (Indian pea)
Lineage: Eukaryota; Viridiplantae; Streptophyta; Magnoliopsida; Fabales; Fabaceae
Source: the annotation of a GenBank genome assembly
AUGCUAAUUGGCAUACCAUGCUACCAUACAAUUUCUUGCAUGCAUAGUAGAUCUCUAAACCCAUCUGACUACAUCCCUGCAUGCUAUAGGAAGGAGGCAUACCAAGCUUGCUACCAAUAUUUCAUAUAUCCAACAAAUGGAAAAAAUUUAUGGGAACAUACACCUUAUCCCGACAUACUACCACCACCUUCAAAAAGAGCACCAGGGAGGCCAAAAAGAAUAAGAAACAAGGAGGCUGAUGAAAAGAGAAAGGAUGCAAAAAAUGUUUCAAGGAAUGGGAUGCCAAACAAAUUUUCAAUAUGUGGUAUGUCUGGACACAACAAAACAUCAUGUCCUGCAAAACCAAAACAGGCUCAAACUGCAACUAUUGUCCAAACUGACCAAUCUCAAACUGUCUAA